CACGCGGAAACCCAAAAGAAAAGAGCGGCACCGCGAGCCGAGAAGACGCAAAGCCAUAAAACCGCCACAGCUGGAGGAAGCGGCGUCAGCCGUCAGGGAGACGCACGACGCGCGCACGCUGAGAAAGGGAGAAGUACUUGGGAGAGAGGGAAAUCGAGGGACACCCCCAAGUGGCUUGAUCUCAGCAGGGAUGGAGGCGGCGCUAGUGGAGCGGCUUGAGGCGGCGGUGGCGCGGCUGGAGGCCGCCGUGGCCUCCGGCGCCUCGCUCGCGUCGGCGGCGCCGCGCGACGUCGACGUCCCGGCGGCCGCGGAUCCGGCCAUCGUGGCCUACGAGGAGUUCGUCGGGGAGGCAGUCGGGCGGCUCACGGCCGCGGCAGAGAAGAUCGGCGGGAAGGUGCUCGACGCCACCAAGCUGCUCGCCGAGGCCUUCGCCGUCGCCAAGGACCUGCUCGUCCAGGCCAAGCAGCUCCAGAAACCAGCAUCAAUGGCUGAUGCACAGGACUUCUUUAAGCCCCUAAGUGAUGUUAUCGCCAAAGCAACUGCAAUGACUGAAGGAAGGAGGCCCGACUAUUUCAACCAUUUAAAAAGUGUUGCUGACAGUCUCCCUGCUUUGGCUUGGGUUGCAUUCUUAGGGAAGGAUUGUGGCAUGAGUUUCCCAACAGCACAUGUAGAGGAAAGCUGGCAGAUGGCUGAGUUCUAUAAUAAUAAGGUUCUUGUGGAGUACAGAAACAAAGACCCUGAUCAUGUUGAGUGGGCUAAAGCACUGAAGGAUCUAUACAUGCCUGGUUUGCGGGAUUUUGUUAAGAAGCAUUACCCUCUUGGUCCUGUCUGGGGUCCUGCUGGAGGUGCCGCUGCUUCCCAACCAAAGGCUGUUGCUCCUACACCUAAAGCACCAGAAGCUAAGGCUCCCCCUCCACCGGCUCCUCCUUCAGCGCCUCUUUUUACCACAGAGAAGUCUCCAAAAUCUUCACAGCCUAAGAAAGGGAUGUCCGCUGUCUUUCAAGAGAUUAGUUCGAAACCUGUGACUGCAGGUUUGCGAAAGGUUACUGAUGACAUGAAAACUAAAAACCGUGCUGAUAGAAGUGGUGUUGUCAGCAGCACGGCUGCUGCUCCUGCAGCUCCUGAGAAGACCUCUCGUGCAGGGUCUUUCUCCUUCAAGUCUGGACCCCCAAAGCUGGAACUUCAGAUGGGACGCAAAUGGGUGGUUGAGAAUCAGGUUGGUAAGAAGACCCUUGCUAUUGAUGAUUGUGAUUCCAGACAAUCCAUCUAUGUUUACGGAUGCAAGGAUUCCGUCCUUCAAGUAAAUGGCAAGGUUAACAAUAUCACUGUUGACAAAUGCACUAAAUUUGGAAUUGUUUUCAAGGAUGUUGUAGCAGCUUUUGAGGUUGUCAACUGCAAUGGUGUUGAGGUCCAAUGUCAGGGUACAGCACCGACAAUAUCAAUCGACAACACAUCUGGAUGUCAGUUAUACUUGAGCAAAGAUUCGCUGGGAGCUUCAAUUACUUCUGCUAAAUCUAGUGAAAUCAAUGUGAUGGUUCCUAGUGGUGCCACUGACGGUGAUUGGGUGGAGCAUGCUUUGCCUCAGCAGUACAUCCAUAGUUUCAAGGAUGGGCAAUUUGUCACGUCACCAGUUUCGCACUCUGGAGCGUAAAUACAAUGAUUAUUACUGCUACUGUGUGUAUGUUUGUUUGACCGGCCUUACCUUGUUUGAAGAUGAUGGUAUGCUGAGAUCUGUAGCAGUUUUUGGGUCUGUUGCAGCACUGUACCGGGGCUGCGAGUGUUAUUUUUGUUGUCGGCUCAGUGCGCGGUGUAUGUUUUGUUUACACACUGGUUCGGUGGUUUCGUUUGAUUGGUUUUUUAUAUGCCAGCACACUCCUUGGUGUAUGUCUUUAGCUGAUCAUUCUUUGACACUGGAUCUCAUUAUAUUUCAAUUGAUGUGGACGGUUGCUCUG
Panicum hallii is the source of this 1952-nucleotide messenger RNA. RefSeq names its product cyclase-associated protein 1-like. NCBI's taxonomy places the organism in Eukaryota, Viridiplantae, Streptophyta, Magnoliopsida, Poales, Poaceae. Gene Ontology annotation, cellular component: cytoplasm. Gene Ontology annotation, molecular function: actin binding; adenylate cyclase binding. The transcript has 10 exons. Gene Ontology annotation, biological process: cytoskeleton organization; regulation of adenylate cyclase activity. The record is from RefSeq and is a predicted model, not a curated record. Bases 191 to 1651 code for a protein of 486 amino acids.